Molecule: messenger RNA, 1244 nt
Organism: Leguminivora glycinivorella
Lineage: Eukaryota; Metazoa; Arthropoda; Insecta; Lepidoptera; Tortricidae
Exons: 3
Coding region: 48-716 (222 amino acids)
Source: RefSeq, a predicted model, not a curated record
UUAAAACCCAAACGAAUUUGUUUGAUAGGUUUGUUGUGUGUAAAUUAAUGAAAAUGAGUCAAAUCAUGGACAAUACGUGUGUUGGUGGCGAAGAGCUAAUGACGCUACAUUCACAAAUAGCUGAUAAGGAUAAACAAGAACGUUUAGCUACGGCCGCAGUAACCACAGAGACGCUAACAAAACUCAACAUAUCCAUCGAAGCCCUCCCCCAAAAGACGCAACAGCUCCUCCUAAAAGCCGCCCAGCAGCAGCAAGCAUUGGACAUCGUCCAACUCGAUCCCAUCGCCAUCUCCCUCCGUCACUCCCGCGAGGUAACGGACGAACUGAACGAUGAGUACGAACUAUUAAAGUUAACACAAAAAAACCAAGUGUUGCAACAUAAAAUAGAUCGGAAUAACAAGUUUAUGGAUGAGUUGAGAAGGGAAUUGGCGAAUUCGAGAGAGAGUUUGAGAAAGCAGAAUCCUAAUCCGGAGAAUAUACAGGAGUUGGUUCGGCAGAUGAGGCAGAAGGUUUUCGCUUAUGAAGAGAGCUGCGAGUUGGCUAAGACAAAGUUCAGCAAACUCGCCGUCCCCGAAGCGUGCUACCCGAAAUCCUUAGCACUGCUGGCUUCCACCCUGGAGUCCCUCAGGGCUGAAGCGUUGUCCCUGCAGCAGCGCGCUGAAGACAUCACUCUAGCGAGAGAAGCAAGGGAACUCCUGAGUGCUACCCGUAGAUAAAUCAACCGUAUGUUAAAACAGAAAUCUUAAUUUCAAGAAUACAUAUGUCAUUUUAAGUUAAGUAAUAGUGCCUAAAAUAAAACAUGUAAAUAUAACACUAACAAGAGCUACUUAUUUUCGAUAUUGUUGCCGUGGAAGUCGUUUUUAGGUUUUCGUCAGUACUUUUCUUUUCAUUAGAAACUCCCAAAGAAUGGAUUAAAAAGUUUUUAUAACUAGAUAUGUAUAUAUAUUGUUUACUAUGUCAGUAGUAAACCAGCAUAUGGACAGCCUGAUGGAAAGCAGUCAUCGUUGUCUAUGGACUCCUGCAACUCCACAGGUGUUAAUCUAGCAACAAAUCCUUAGCGCUGCUUGCAUUACCUCGGUCAGCUGUUCAAAAUAGUUCUGCACAUAUUUAUUCCCGUAUUUCUCAUUUUCUUUUAAAUAAGGAGUAAUAACCUAACCACAAAAUUAAAAUUUGGAGAAAACCCCCGACUGCGACAUAGUAGACCGAUUUUCAUGAAACAUGGCUAAGAACUGUCCCGAGUCUCC